AUGGAAAUGGAACGGACGCCCUCACGUGACCUCGAAAAGGGUCCCACCCAAGCCAGUUACGAUGAGCUACAAUCGAAUUCUCAAGAAAAUCAAAACCAAAACCACCACCAAAACCAUCAGCAUCGUCGCGAGCCCCUGGUCACCCGUCUGGUCCACGCCGUCUCCGUCGACGGCGAAUACGUGCAUCUAGGCGAUGCCACCUACCGCCGUUCCGAGCUGGCCAACGCCUUUGCAGGUGAGCUCAACCCGGGCAUCCACCACCGUCGGCCCUCCAACCUGGCCAACCCGGUGCCGCUGGGUCUCGCCUCCUUCUCCUACUGCUGUCUAGUACUUUCGCUGCUGAACGCACAAGUCCGCGGUGUCACGAACGCCAAAGUCGUGAUCAGCGCCAGCUUGUUCUUUGGUGGCUGCAUCGAGCUUUUCGCAGGCCUGCUGUGCUACCCUACCGGUAACACCUACGCCAUGACCGUUUUUGGUUCCUUUGGUGGGUUCUGGAUCAGCUACGGAUGCAUUCUGCUCGACCAAUUCGGCAUUGUUUCUUCCUACAGCGAAGACCCGCAAAUGUUUGCCAACGCCAUGGGGUUCUUCCUAGCCGGAUGGGCAGUCUUUACGUUUCUCAUGUUACUGUGCACUUUGAAGAGUACAUGGGGUCUCUUCCUCUUGUUUUUCUUCUUGGAACUGACUUUCCUCAUGCUCACGAUCGGUACCUUCAUUUCGAACGAAAACGUCAAAAAGGCCGGAGGUUAUUUUGGUAUUUUGAGCAGUAUAUGCGGGUUCUACUCCCUGUACAGUGGUGUGGCGGAUUCGUCCAAUAGUUAUAUCCCAGUACGUGCAUACUACAUGCCCAAUGCUCCGACCGUUUGA
Messenger RNA from Lachancea sp. 'fantastica', 864 nucleotides. Lineage: Eukaryota; Fungi; Ascomycota; Saccharomycetes; Saccharomycetales; Saccharomycetaceae. The record is from the annotation of a GenBank genome assembly.